Molecule: messenger RNA, 1830 nt
Organism: Naegleria fowleri
Lineage: Eukaryota; Heterolobosea; Eutetramitea; Acrasida; Naegleriidae
Exons: 1
Coding region: 1-1830 (609 amino acids)
Biological process (GO): protein phosphorylation
Molecular function (GO): protein kinase activity; ATP binding
Source: RefSeq, a predicted model, not a curated record
AUGUGGAGAAAGAAACAAAUUGAAAAUAUUAAACAACAACAACAACACACAGCAGCUGCAGCCGACACUCCUCAAUCGGUAUCACCACUGAGUAAACCCAACCUUCUAACCAAAAUUCAAAUUCAGGAAAUUAUACAAAAACAAGUUUCAAUACCCAUCGAUAGACACUCAGUGGCCGAUGAUGAAAUUAAUGGAAGAGGCGACGACUGUUCGAUAUCUUCAUCAAGUACCGGAACUACGAACUACUGCUUGUAUUAUUUCACGGAACUAAACUUUCCUGACGUGAACAAUUUGCUCGUGUUUGAACUUCGCUUCUCAACACAAAUUAUUACUCCUGUACAAAAACUUCAAAUCAUUAAUGCUUCAAAAGGAGAAAACAAAAAACCCAUUGAAAACACAGAUGACAUGGAUAGAGAUGAGGAUGUGUUGCCAUGUCCUACUGAGUCUUCGUUGAACUAUACUCAUUAUAAAUUUGCAGUGACUGUUCCUCCUGAAUUUCCAAACAAGAAUUUGAGUAUAUCAUUGAUAAGCAUUCAUGGACAAGGAAUAACGGAUAGUGUCACGCGACAACAAGGUGCAAGUCCUUCCGCUGACAUUAGCAACAACGUCACAGCAGCUGGGGCAUUUCAAAACAAAACCUCAAAUUUCACCCAUCAACAAUCUAUACAGUAUUGUGUUGUUGACAGCCAACUCAGAUCCUCACACAACGAUUCAUCCUUGAUAUCAGUAACUGAGGUAAUCAAGUUUUUGAAAAAACUUAUUUUUGAUGCCGAAAAGAGAAAUUUUGAAUCUCAACAAGGUGAUACUCUUUCCAUGCUAUUUGGAAAUGAUAAAGACCUGCUCACACAGCUAGAGAGUCAAUAUUUCUUACCAGAUUAUGAUUCAAUGGUGAUAGAAGAAAAAGUCGUCGAUAGAAGACACAAUUAUGUAUUAAGAUCAUGUAUAUAUAACCAACAAUGUUAUGCUGUGAGGACAGUUAUUUUUUCAAAACCAGAACAGCUUGAAUCGUGGAAGAGAGAAGCUCUCUUGCUUUGUACAUUGAAACAUCCAUCUAUUGUUGAUCAUAUUGGAUAUGGCCUUCGAGCUGACAAAUUUCAAUUCAAAAUUCUAAUGGAGCACUGCAAAUAUGGAUUCCUUUAUGACAUUCUUUUUAAACCACCAGCAAAGAAAAAAUCAAGUUUAGACACAAACAACUUGAAAGAGCAAUUAAGGGAUCCAGAGAUCAUUUAUAGAGUUGCUAUUAGCGCUGCAAAGGCAUUGCAUUAUUUACAUACCGAAAAGAAAAUGAUUUAUGUUAACGUGAAUAGCGCGAACAUUAUGCUUGCUGAUGAAUUCCAAACCAAGUUCUUGGUGGACUCAAGUACUUGCUAUGUGUGUAAUGUAGCAGCAUCAGGACCAAUCAGCGACAUUUCGCCGUCACAAUCAACUGAAAAUCUUAUUAUUCCACCUGCAUUAAUCAAAUAUUACAAUCCAAAUGUUAGUUCUGCAGAAACAGCAGUACUGGUGCAGUAUAAAUCACCAGAGCAAAUUUUAUUACCUAAACGGAAGUACUUACUCACUUCGGCUGUGGACAUUUUUGCGUUUGGUAUUGUCCUAUAUGAAAUAUUUACACAGAGGAAUCCAUGGAAAGGUACACAACCCAAGACAAUUUUAGAGAAGGUUGCUAAUGGAGAACGACCCGAAUUGUCUCCUCAACUUGUUCUUGUUCCUCAACAAUUAGAGAUUGUAGAAUUAAUUUCAUGGUGUUGGCAACAGGAUCCCUCAGAGAGACCAAAUAUUUCUCAAGUACUGAAUGCAUUGACACAAUUAUCCUGUAAGAAAGCACAAUAA